CGGGACUCUAGGCAUCAAAUAAAAGCAGCGUACUGUGGCUCCUUGCACAGAUGUGAUCAAGGAAGAUACUGAAUCAAGACGAGAGGAUGAUUUCCAUCACUUUUGCAUUGUUUCUUUUCACUGGUCUGCAAAGCGUUGCGCUGACCUUUAAUAGUGAUGGCUCGCUUGACACACCAGCUACGGUGAUGGAAGCUGGGAGCCCCUGUGAUGACUGCACCAAAAUAUUGAACCUCCUUGUUGACCUGCUUUCCAACGCUGACCUCCAGAAAAAGAUCACGGAGAGCCUUGGCAACCUGUGUGACCACCUGCCUGGGAAAGCUAGCAUGAUUGAACUCUGCAAGGAGGAAGUGGACAAAAUCCUCCCGGUGGCUAUCAGCUUCUUGACCGUUGUCGCAAAGCCGCAGGACAUUUGCAGAAUCAUUGGGCUCUGCGGCUCCAACGACAAGCAGGAGAUGCUAAGCUAUUCGGUCAAAGAGGCCUUCCAGGCUGCCAUGACGGGUGACAAUGAGAAGCCCACAUCACCGUGUGCCUUUUGCAUUUUCUUUAUCAAGACAUUGGAUGACCUGUUGCCCAAAGAGAGGACUGAGGAGGCUGUGGUGGAGCUGAUGGAGGACAUUUGUCACAUUGUCCCCACCUCCUACCGCAGUCAGUGUGAGGUGUUGAUCGGCAGGUUCAGCAAGACGGUGAUGGACGCCAUCCUGAGUUACGCGACCCCUCAGGCCAUCUGCUCCCUCAUCCGCCUGUGCAAGAUUCAGGAGGGUCCUCUGAUUGACCCCUGCACCCUGACAACAUACAGGUGCAGAGACCUGCAAACCUCUCUCAAAUGCGGAACUCUGUUCUACUGUCAAAAAUUUGCCUGGAAACCCCUCAGCUACAACACACAGUAAACAUCAGAGUGGAGUGUGCACUCAUGUAGCUGAGCCAGGUGUUGCAACAAAUUCUCUCGUGAUAUUAUUCCUGACAUCUUUAUCUAAAUAUAUACUGUGAUGUAUGAUUGUGCUAAUGUGCAUUUCAUAACAAUAUACUGUACCUGCUUCAAUGCUGUAUUUUUUGGCAACACAGUAAAUUCAUCUGAUAUAUCUGCAUGAAUGUUUAAUCAUUUGAAAAAUGAGACAAAUUGUCAAUGACCUAUGGACGAUUAGUUGCUCA
Doryrhamphus excisus (bluestripe pipefish) is the source of this 1149-nucleotide messenger RNA. It is a transcript of the gene sftpba, whose product is annotated as surfactant protein Ba. Gene Ontology annotation, biological process: sphingolipid metabolic process. Gene Ontology annotation, cellular component: lysosome. The record is from RefSeq and is a predicted model, not a curated record. Lineage: Eukaryota; Metazoa; Chordata; Actinopteri; Syngnathiformes; Syngnathidae.